GGGCGGAGGGAGGAGGGGGAGCUCAGGGAAGGCGGGCCCUCGGCUGCGGGCUAGGUGGGGGGAGGGGAGGGGAGAGCCCGAGCGCUGGAGUUGGUGCUGGGAAACCCGGGGCUAAUGUUGACAACAGGCUCGAGAGUUUAUUUCCAGUUAACUGUAUGGAGCCUGUACUGUAGAGCAGUGCUGUCCAGUAGAACUUCCUACGAUUUUCCUGGGUAACAUAAUGCCAGCUGAGCGUAAAAAGCCAGCAAGUAUGGAAGAAAAAGAAUCUUUACUAAACAACAAGGAAAAAGACUGCAGUGAAAGGCGGCCAGUGAGCAGCAGAGAGAAACCAAAAGACGAGAUCAAACUUACCACCAAGAAGGAGGUUAUUAAGGUCCCUGAAGAUAAGAAGAAGAAACUGGAAGAAGAUAAGAGAAAAAAAGAUGACAAGGAACGAAAGAAAAAAGAAGAAGAAAAGGUGAAGGCAGAGGAGGAAUUAAAGAAAAAAGAGGAAGAAGAGAAAAAGAAACACGAGGAAGAAGAGAGAAAGAAGCAAGAAGAGCAGGUGAAACGUCAGCAGGAAGAGGAGGCUGCCCAGUUGAAAGAGAAAGAAGAAUCCGUUCAGCUUCAUCAGGAAGCUUGGGAACGCCAUCAGUUAAGGAAGGAAUUUCGUAGCAAAAACCAAAAUGCUCCAGAUAACCGGCCAGAGGAAAAUUUCUUUAGCCGACUAGACUCAAGUUUGAAGAAAAAUACCGCUUUUGUCAAGAAGUUAAAAACUAUUACGGAACAACAGAGAGACUCCUUGUCCCAUGAUUUUAAUGGCCUAAAUUUAAGCAAAUACAUUGCAGAGGCUGUAGCUUCUAUUGUGGAAGCGAAGCUGAAAAUCUCUGAUGUGAAUUGUGCUGUGCACUUAUGCUCUCUCUUUCACCAGCGCUACGCCGACUUCGCCCCAUCACUUCUUCAGGUUUGGAAAAAACAUUUUGAAGCAAGGAAAGAAGAGAAAACACCUAACAUUACCAAGUUAAGAACCGAUUUGCGUUUCAUUGCAGAGUUGACAAUAGUUGGGAUUUUCACUGACAAGGAAGGUCUUUCCUUAAUCUAUGAACAGCUAAAAAAUAUUAUUAACGCUGACCGGGAAUCCCAUACUCAUGUUUCUGUGGUGAUUAGUUUUUGUCGACAUUGUGGAGAUGAUAUUGCUGGACUUGUACCAAGGAAAGUAAAGAGUGCCGCAGAGAAGUUUAAUUUGAGUUUUCCUCCUAGUGAGAUCAUUAGUCCAGAGAAACAGCAACCUUUCCAGAAUCUUUUAAAAGAAUACUUUACGUCUUUGACCAAACACCUGAAAAGGGACCACAGGGAGCUACAGAAUACUGAGAGACAAAACAGGCGUAUUCUACAUUCUAAAGGGGAGCUAAGUGAAGAUAGACAUAAACAGUAUGAGGAAUUUGCUAUGUCUUAUCAGAAGCUGCUGGCAAAUUCUCAAUCCUUAGCUGACCUUUUGGAUGAAAAUAUGCCAGAUCUUCCUCAGGACAAACCAACACCAGAAGAGCAUGGGCCUGGAAUUGAUAUAUUUACACCGGGUAAACCUGGAGAUUAUGACUUGGAAGGUGGUAUAUGGGAAGAUGAAGAUGCUCGGAAUUUUUAUGAAAACCUCAUUGAUUUGAAAGCUUUUGUUCCAGCCAUCUUGUUUAAAGAUAAUGAAAAAAGUUGUCAGAAUAAAGAUUCCAACAAGGAUGAUUCUAAAGAAGCAAAAGAACCUAAGGAUAAUAAGGAGGUACCGAAUCCUGAUGACCUGGAACUCGAGUUGGAGAACCUAGAGAUUAAUGAUGAUGCUUUGGAGUUAGAGGGUGGAGAUGAAGCUGAAGAUCUUACAAAGAAACUUCUUGAUGAGCAAGAACAAGAGGAUGAAGAAGCCAGCACUGGAUCUCAUCUCAAGCUCAUAGUAGAUGCUUUCCUCCAGCAGUUGCCCAACUGUGUCAACCGUGAUCUGAUAGACAAGGUAUGAUUGUCUCUAUGUAACUUUACUCAAGCACAUACACCUUCGCUGAUCUUGCACCUUUCCAGUGGCACCUGCCUGGCCUUCAUUCGUUCCUGUAGUGGCUCCCCCGCGCCCGCUGCUGCCCUCCCCACCCAAAGGAUUUUCCGGUCCAAAAUGUCAGUGGUGCUGAGGCUGGGAAACCUGAAGUGGGAACAAAUGAUGAGAAAGAAACAAGCCAUGCACCUCGAUGCGAGGUACGUCACAAUGGUCGAGAACGCCUAUUACUACUGCAACCCACCCCCAGCUGAAAAAACAGUGAAAAAGAAGCGUCCUCCUCUCCAGGAAUAUGUCCGGAAACUUCUGUACAAGGAUCUCUCCAAGGUUACCACCGAGAAGGUUUUGAGACAGAUGCGAAAGUUGCCCUGGCAGGACCAAGAAGUAAAAGACUAUGUCAUUUGCUGCAUGAUAAACAUCUGGAACGAAUACAACAGCAUUCAUUGUGUGGCCAACCUCCUAGCAGGGCUCGUGCUCUACCAGGAGGAUGUUGGAAUCCAUGUCGUAGAUGGAGUUUUAGAAGACAUCCGAUUGGGAAUGGAGGUUAACCAACCUAAAUUUAAUCAGAGACGUAUCAGCAGUGCCAAAUUCUUAGGAGAGCUGUAUAAUUACCGAAUGGUGGAAUCGGCUGUGAUUUUUAGAACGCUUUAUUCUUUUACUUCGUUUGGUGUUAACUCUGACGGGAGCCCAAGUUCCCUGGACCCUCCCGAGCACCUUUUCAGGAUUAGACUAGUGUGCACUGUUUUGGAUACCUGCGGCCAGUACUUCGACAGAGGUUCCAGUAAAAGAAAACUCGAUUGCUUCCUUGUGUAUUUUCAGCGUUAUGUUUGGUGGAAGAAAAGUUUGGAGGUUUGGACGAAAGAUCAUCCAUUUCCUGUUGACAUAGAUUACACGAUCAGUGACAGCCUAGAACUGCUAAGACCGAAGAUCAAACUGUGUAAUUCUCUGGAAGAAUCCAUCAGGCAGGUACACGCCUUGGAGCGAGAGUUCUUAAUAAAACUGGGCCUAGUAAAUGACAAAGACUCAAAAGACUCUAUGACAGAAGGAGAAAAUCUUGAAGAGGAUGAAGAAGAAGAAGAAGGAGGAGCUGAAACAGAAGAACAAUCUGGAAAUGAAAGUGAAGUCAAUGAACCAGAAGAAGAGGAGGGUUCUGUUUUUUAACACCUGUUGAGUUUUUCAGAAAUGAUGUACAAACCUGUCUGAUUCGGUGUAAGAUGCUAGGUUGAGCCUGUCCGUAAUACCUUUUAUUAUUGCUGCUAAGAUGCAGACGCUGGCUCAGUUAAGAAAGGGGCCAUGGACAUUUUCGUUUCCUCCUUUUACAUUUUCUUAGAGGAGCUUUAAAUAUAUACCAUUGUGUUCUUGGUAACGUCUGUUCUCUCUUCUUGUCUCGUUAUUAGAAUAUUUCUAUCUUGACGUUUUUCCAUCAACUGCACCUGUCUUAGUGCAGCCUUCCAUCCCUGAACAGCAUUGUCCCUAAUCCCUUCUCCUCUCCGUUCAGAUACUGCAACUGUAGCAUCUUUUACUAAUUUUUCAAUGUUUGGGUGACUUUACAGAAUCAGUAAAUAUGACAUUUGCUGCAUAAAUACUAUUUGCAGUAGGAUUCACUCCCUGCAGCUUACAUUCAUCCAGCACCUUCCAUGGGUUCAGUCCUACACUAUGGAAAAUUCAAAAGUAAGAGUCUUCACUCUCAAGCUUAUAGUGCAGUAGGCAACUGAGUCCAGCUACUUGAAAGAGCUAGUUCUGCCCUAGUCUAAGUAGCCAGCGUUUCUUAGGCAGCAGGGAGCAGAAAUACAGGGAAACGUGUAAGCUUACAUGUGUGGUAAUAAUAGAUGUGUCUGUGAACACGGAGGCAUGCCUUUUUUAGUUUGCUACCAGUUACUCAGUUGUCUUUCAGAAUUCUUUGUUAACUUUCUGUUUUGCUUCCACAC
Molecule: messenger RNA, 3936 nt
Organism: Vicugna pacos (alpaca)
Lineage: Eukaryota; Metazoa; Chordata; Mammalia; Artiodactyla; Camelidae
Source: RefSeq, a predicted model, not a curated record